This is a messenger RNA of Xenopus laevis (African clawed frog), 2329 nucleotides long. RefSeq lists its product as uncharacterized. The coding region runs from base 1089 to 1991 and encodes 300 amino acids. NCBI's taxonomy places the organism in Eukaryota, Metazoa, Chordata, Amphibia, Anura, Pipidae. The record is from RefSeq and is a predicted model, not a curated record. The transcript has 2 exons.
AGACAGUGCCUGCACUCGGUCAUAGACGAAGCCAGAGGUGCACGACCAAGUUUGUAGCAAUAUUGAAAAGAAGGUCAGCACACUCUGUAUAUUCAAGGUGAAAAAAGUGUUGAUUUAUUCACACAUCAUCCGACGUUUCGGUCCCGCAUGGGGACCUUUCUCAAGGAUACAGUGCAAUAACAAAGAUACAAUUAAAUACCCACCCCCCAGUGUAUUUUGGGCGCCAAAAAUGAUGUCACCAGUCCAUAUAAGGCAUGUAAGUCCAUCUCUGUUUCAGUUUGCCUUUUUUUUCAAACAGUUGCAAUAUCUCUUUUUACCACCGGGUGUCAGUGUCCAAUCCAAUAGUGUAUGACUGUGUCCAUAUAGUUUGCAACAUUGUGAAAAAAAUAUAUAAGACUUAAAAAAAAGACUUAAAAAAACUGUAUCAUUUUACAUACAGACAAUAAAGGAUACUGUUUCUACUUACACAGCAGUAAAUACAUUCUUUCUUCACAUGGUUGUUAGCAUUUAAUUUCUUAUGGAGCGGAAAACACAGCACAACACACCUGCAUCCCUCACGAUAGAGGCAUUGAAGCAGUAAAAGGGCUAGUAACUAACAAUUCCAACUAUAAGGGUCCACCAGUUGAAUAUAUGUUGCAGCUUCUUGAAUUUGUGCUGCACAAAAACUACUUCAAAUUUGAGAGAUUUCUAUUUACAACGCACUGGCACCGCCAUGGGUUCAAGGGUAGCGCCAGCCUAUGCCAAUGCGUAUAUGUAUGAAUUUGAAAGCAAAUAUGUAUACGGUCAUGAUCUCUUUAAAAAGCAUGGCAGUUUUUAUAGGCGCUACAUAGACGAUCUGUUUUUUUUUGUGGACAGGGCCUUCUGAACAGUUGGAAUUGUUUGUACAAUCACUCAAUGAGUUAGACACACCAAUCAAACUCACUUCAAAUUAUAGUUCACAGCAAAUCAGCUUCUUGGAUGUCCAAAUCUAUAAGUGUAAUGGGGCCCUUCAGACACGGAUUUACACGAAAGAUACUGACAGAAAUACACUUUUGCACUAUACAAGUCACCACCCUAGGCACCUUCUUGACUCACUCCCCAAGUCUCAGAUGAUGAGGGUGGCCCGUAUAGACAGUGACCCUGAACAGAAGAAAAUUGACCUUGAGAAAAUGGGCUUGAAAUUCCUAGAGAGGGGUUACCCACAAUCACUGAUCAGACAAACCAUGGACACUGUCGCAUUAAUGGAUCGUGAGCAGUUGUUACAGAAAAAGGUGCAUCACGUAGAGGGUGGUGAUAUGAAAGAUAUGUAUUAUGUCAGUAAGUUUAAUCCCCAUAGUAGGGACACCAAGAGGGCUGUGAUGAACUACUGGGAGAUAGUGGCUAGUGAUGAAGUGAUGGGGAAAAGGGUCCCACACAGGCCGAGGUUCAGUUAUUCUAGGAAUACUAACCUCAAGGAACAUUUGAGUCCCUCUGAUCCAGUGGGCAAAUAUGCUCAAACCCCAGUACAACACUUCUUAACACCACGCCCCGGGGUGUAUAGGUGCACAGGAUGUGUUGUGUGUAACACCUUGAUUUUGGGCACGGAGUUCAGACAUCCAAGGACUGGCAAAAGCUACAAGAUCAGACAAAGGAUGACGUGCACAACCACCAUGGUUGUAUAUAUCAUCAAAUGUCCAUGUGGUCUCCUCUAUUGCGGUAAAACCGUGAGGCAGCUAAAAGAAAGGGUUAGCAUGCAUAGGGCGAGCAUUAGGGCAGCGUUAGAUACUAAUAGGAUUAUUGAUCCUAGUAAACAGGACAUUGCCCAGCAGCCCGUGGCCAAACACUGGCGUGAGGCCAAACACAGUCCUGCCCAGUUUAAAUGCAUGCCCAUCGAUCAUGUACCUAAGCCGCCAAGGGGUGGUGACAUUGAGAAGCUGCUAUUGAAAAGAGAGGCUUUCUGGAUCUUUGAACUAGAUUGUGUAGCCCCCAAAGGGUUAAAUGGGCAACUACAACUAAACUGUUUCCUAACCUAACUUGGUUUUGUCAUAUUGACAGGUUCUGUGUUUUCCGCUCCAUAAGAAAUUAAAUGCUAACAACCAUGUGAAGAAAGAAUGUAUUUACUGCUGUUCAUACACUAUUGGAUUGGACACUGACACCCGGUGGUAAAAAGAGAUAUUGCAACUGUUAUUUGAAAAAAAAGGCAAACUGAAACAGAGAUGGACUUACAUGCCUUAUAUGGACUGGUGACAUCAUUUUUGGCGCCCAAAAUACACUGGGGGGUGGGUAUUUAAUUGUAUCUUUGUUAUUGCACUGUAUCCUUGAGAAAGGUCCCCAUGCGGGACCGAAACGUCGGAUGAUGUGUGAAUAAAUC